AUGUCACGUCUAGGGACAGCGUCUUCUCGUCGAGCUGAAAAUGUUCAGCACUAUCCAGAAUCACACACUUACAUUACCCCGGUCGGCAACUAUGGACAUCCACCGGCCGUUAUGAGCAUGGGAAAUAUGGCGUCUGCAUUACCGAGCUACCCGUCCAGUCAAAUUCAAUUCGAUCAGCGAAGUAUGCAGCAGCAGCAGCAGCAAUUUGUUCCUGUCGCACCGAACCCUGGCCUUGUGUACGGCAUGCCACAACCCCAAUCGUUUCCUACACCCACAACAAACCCAACCAUGAUGUUCGGUGCUCCUUAUCCUCAGAUGUAUAUGCCCUAUGUUCAACAGCAACAGCGGCACCCAGGGACUCACCCUUCUGACGCCUCUAGAUUUUCGCCUAUUCCACCUCCUACCCCUCGGCCUGGUUCUGCCCAGGGUUCAAUGGAUGCGUAUGGGCCAAGUUAUUAUAAUUCGUAUGUGUACACACCAACACAGUGGCAUCAUCAGAGGCCUGAGACGAUUUCAGCUGCUUCUCCGCAACCGCAGAAUCAAUCAGACAUGAGCACGCCCAAAACAAAUGAGGACCGAGAAAAGGAGGACCAGAGACGAAUCACAAUAGUUGAUGGAUCAACGCAUAUGAGAUCAUCUACCGCACAGGGCUCAUCGGCUAACUCUACCUCACGUCCAUCAAAAUCAAACGCACCAAAAGGACUACCCAGAAAACCGAAACAAUCUGGCAAUGCCCUGUGGGUUGGGAAUCUCGCACCAGGAACCAAUAUAGUCGAACUCAAGGAUUACUUCUCGCAGGAUGCCACAAGUGACUUGGAGAGCGUCUUCCUAAUUUCAAGAAGCAACUGUACGUUUGUCAAUUAUAAAACUGAGGAAGCUUGUUUGAGAGCAUUAUCGAGGUUCCACGACACCAGACUACGAGGGGCGCGGCUCGUUUGUCGGGUGCGCCGAGGGUUGAUGUCCCCGGGGCCGCACAGCGAGCUCACGGGCUUAUCAGACCAGUCUUCAAUAAAAGAGGCGGAGGAGAUGGUAAAAUCCAACAUCACAGAAGAUGAGGGGCGAGAAGGGUCAUACUCCACGCGGGUGUGUAACCGAUACUUCAUCUUGAAAAGCUUGACGGUCGAGGAUCUCGAAAUCAGUUGGCAGAGUGGCAUCUGGGCCACCCAGACCCACAACGAAGAGAGCUUAAACCGAGCCUUCGAGAUGUCAGACAACGUCUAUCUUAUAUUUUCCGCAAACAAGUCGGGUGAAUACUACGGAUACGCUCGGAUGAUGUCUGCGAUCAGGGACGAUGAAAGCCUCACCCUCGAGAUGCCACCACGCCCGGACCACUCCCCCUCCAAAGAACCCGACAGCCCAGACGUCACGCCAACCCCUGCAUCGACUUCAGCCCCAAGCGGCCGCAUCAUAAACGACAUUGCGCGAGGCACAAUAUUCUGGGAGGCAGAUACGUCGGAGGACGAAGAGGGCCAUCCCGGGUCACAUAAGAGCACUCUUCAAGCACCCGUAGAGAAGCACGGCACCGCUGAGAUCCAGCUAAUCGGAACGCCGUUUCGGAUUCGGUGGCUCUCCACCGAAAGGGUCCCCUUCCAUCGAACACGGGGUUUACGCAACCCCUGGAAUGCAAAUCGCGAAGUAAAGAUAGCUCGCGAUGGCACCGAGCUGGAAUGCUCUGUUGGAGAAAAGCUGGUGCUUUUAUUUCAUCCCGAAGCGUCGGGGUGGCCUCAACCAUAA
Messenger RNA from Aspergillus versicolor CBS 583.65, 1734 nucleotides. RefSeq names its product putative YT521-B-like splicing factor. The transcript is spliced from 3 exons. Gene Ontology annotation, cellular component: nucleoplasm. NCBI's taxonomy places the organism in Eukaryota, Fungi, Ascomycota, Eurotiomycetes, Eurotiales, Aspergillaceae. Gene Ontology annotation, biological process: mRNA splicing, via spliceosome; regulation of alternative mRNA splicing, via spliceosome. The coding region runs from base 1 to 1734 and encodes 577 amino acids. The record is from RefSeq and is a predicted model, not a curated record. Gene Ontology annotation, molecular function: mRNA binding; N6-methyladenosine-containing RNA reader activity.